ACCUUCCCAUUCCUCUGUUUUUCAUCACUCUCUGCAAUUUCACAUAAACCAUUAUUCUCUUCCUCUAACCUCCAAAACGGUGUCGUAUCAAUCACCACCAUUAUAACAAAAACACUAAACUUUUUUUUCUCUUAAUAUUAAUAUUAAAGGAAAAAAUAACUCUUCAAUGAAGUUAUUUCUUCUUUGCUUUCAUUUUUUCUUCAGUUUCACAUUUUCUCUCUCAUCCGAUGGUCUAGCACUUCUCUCUCUGAAAUCUGCUGUUGAUCAAUCCGGUGAUGGUGUUUUCUCCGAUUGGAACGGUGGAGAUUCCUAUCCCUGCGGUUGGUCGGGAAUCUCCUGUGCUAAUAUCUCUGGUGUACCGGAGCCACGUGUUGUUGGAAUCGCGCUUGCCGGAAAAUCUCUCCGUGGUUAUAUUCCGUCGGAGCUUGGUACGCUUCGGUAUCUUCGUCGUCUUAAUCUUCAUGAUAAUGAUUUCUAUGGUGUAGUUCCGGUUCAGCUGUUUAAUGCUACUGCAUUACAUAGUAUUUUUCUUCACCGGAAUAAUCUCUCCGGUCCGUUUCCGGCUUCCGUUUGUACUAUUCCACGUCUUCAGAAUCUUGACCUCUCUGACAAUUCGUUAUCCGGUAGCAUUCCUAAUGAUGUCAAGAAAUGUAAGCAGAUUCAAAGGCUUAUUUUAGCAAGGAACAAAUUCUCUGGCGAGAUUCCGGCCGGUGUAUGGUCGGAACUCGAUAAUAUCAUCCAACUUGACCUCUCCGCCAAUGAUUUCAAAGGUUCAAUCCCGGAAGAUAUUGGUGAACUUCAUACCCUCUCUGGUACACUGAACCUCUCGUUCAACCACCUCUCCGGUAGGAUUCCUAACUCACUCGGGAAAUUGUCGGCCACCGUGAACUUUGAUCUCCGAAACAACGACCUAAUUGGCGAGAUUCCCCAAACAGGAACAUUUUCAAACCAGGGUCCAACUGCAUUCCUCGGUAACAAAAACCUAUGUGGACUUCCACUUAGAAAAUCCUGCACAGGCUCAGACCGAGGAUCAGGUUCCAAUUCAUCUUCUCGCGAAGACGAGCCUCGUAACAGCUCGAAAGGGUUGAGCCCUGGUUUGAUUAUUUUGAUCUCAGCAGCCGAUGUUGCUGGGGUCGCUCUUGUUGGACUUGUGAUUGUGUAUGUUUAUUGGAAGAAAAAGGAUGAUGACAAUGUGUGUAGUUGCAUUGGGAAGAGAAGGUUUGAUAAUGAGGAUGAGAAUGGGAAAGAGAAUGCUUGUACUUUGCUUCCAUGUAUGAAUAAUUUGAAGAAUGAGGAAGACGGUGAUGAGGGUGAAGUUGAGGUAGAUGGAGGAGGGAAAGGGGAAGGUGAAUUGGUGACAAUUGAUAAAGGUUUUAGGAUUGAGCUUGAUGAGCUUCUGAAGGCAUCAGCAUAUGUGUUAGGGAAGAGUGCAUUGGGGAUUGUGUAUAAGGUGGUGCUUGGAAAUGGGAUGCCUGUGGCUGUGAGGAGAUUAGGGGAGGGUGGAGAAGAGAGGUAUAAGGAGUUUGUGGCUGAGGUGCAAGUCAUUGGGAAGGUGAAGCAUCCUAAUAUUGUUAGGUUGAGAGCUUAUUAUUGGGCUCAUGAUGAAAAGCUUCUCAUUAGUGAUUUCAUCUCCAAUGGAAAUUUGGGCAAUGCACUUCGAGGGAGAAAUGGUCAACCAUCUUCUAACCUUUCAUGGUCAACAAGGUUAAGAAUUGCUAAAGGAAUAGCAAGAGGCUUAUCCUAUCUUCAUGAAUUUAGUCCAAGGAAAUUUGUCCAUGGUGACAUAAAACCGACAAACAUCCUACUUGAUAAUGACUUACAACCCUACAUUUCUGAUUUCGGUCUUAACCGACUAAUCAGCAUCACAGGCAACAACCCUUCAACUGGUGGAUUCAUGGGUGGCGCUUUACCUUAUUACGUGAUGAAAUCGUCACACAAAGAAAACAAAACAAAUAAUAGGUUGUCAUUAGAUAAUGGUCGUGGUGGUAACAAUUACAAAGCCCCCGAGGCUCGUGUACCUGGUUGUAGACCAACACAAAAAUGGGAUGUAUAUUCAUUAGGUGUUGUUUUGCUUGAGUUGUUAACAGGGAAAUCUACAGAAUCUUCUCCCACAUCGGCGUCAUCAUCGGCUUCUGUUGAAGUUUCUGAUUUGGUAAGGUGGGUUAGAAAUGGUUUUGAUCAAGAAAGUCCAUUAUCUGAAAUGGUUGAUCCUUCAUUGUUACAAGAAGUUCGUGCUAAGAAAGAGGUGUUGGCUGUGUUUCAUGUUGCACUUGCUUGUACUGAAGGUGAUCCCGAGGUUAGGCCUAGAAUGAAAACUGUCUUCGAAAAUCUUGAAAAAAUCGGUAGGUAGUAUCUGAAUUGAACAUGUGCUUGCUCUAAUUAAGUGUAUGUUUGGCAAAAUCACGGUGUACCAUCGUCUUUGAGGCUUCAAUAAAAUUCCAGUACCUCUAUGAUUUUGUCAUACUCAUCGUCAAUCCAGAGAUGCGGUAGGGCUAUGCGGCUAGCUAUCUUGAUACAAAAGAAAAGAAGCUUCGAUCUCAACAGCAUUUUUGCGGCAAUUAACAAUCAGAAGAUUUUGUGCUAGGCAAAUAUAUGGGACUGCAAAAUGCAAAUCUUUUCUUUCUAUCUUUGGAUUAAUUUAGUCACUUGUGUUUUGUAAGUUGUGUAAAUUUUGGAGAGUUGUAAUUAUCUUUGUCUCAUUUAAUUCUACCCUCAUUUUAAUCUUGUUUAGUGAAA
Molecule: messenger RNA, 2736 nt
Organism: Trifolium pratense (red clover)
Lineage: Eukaryota; Viridiplantae; Streptophyta; Magnoliopsida; Fabales; Fabaceae
Product: receptor protein kinase-like protein ZAR1
Exons: 2
Coding region: 167-2350 (727 amino acids)
Biological process (GO): protein phosphorylation
Molecular function (GO): protein binding; ATP binding; protein kinase activity
Source: RefSeq, a predicted model, not a curated record